Messenger RNA from Sus scrofa (pig), 5601 nucleotides. The record is from RefSeq and is a predicted model, not a curated record. Lineage: Eukaryota; Metazoa; Chordata; Mammalia; Artiodactyla; Suidae.
CCGCCGCCCUCGGCGCCCCGCGACGCCCCCCGGUCCCGCCCGCCAUGCCGGGCCCGGCCGCGGGCAGCAGGGCCCGGGUCUACGCCGAGGUGAACAGCCUGAGGAGCCGCGAGUACUGGGACUAUGAGUCUCACGUCCCGAGCUGGGGUAAUCAAGAUGAUUACCAGCUGGUUCGAAAACUUGGUCGGGGAAAGUAUAGUGAAGUAUUUGAGGCCAUUAACAUCACCAACAACGAGAGAGUGGUUGUAAAAAUUCUCAAGCCAGUGAAGAAAAAGAAGAUAAAACGAGAGGUUAAGAUUCUGGAGAACCUUCGUGGUGGAACAAAUAUCAUUAAGCUGAUUGACACUGUGAAGGACCCUGUGUCAAAGACACCAGCUUUGGUAUUUGAAUAUAUCAAUAAUACAGAUUUUAAGCAACUGUACCAGAUCCUGACCGACUUUGAUAUCCGGUUUUAUAUGUAUGAACUACUUAAAGCUCUGGAUUACUGCCACAGCAAGGGAAUCAUGCACAGGGAUGUGAAACCUCACAAUGUCAUGAUAGAUCACCAACAGAAAAAGCUGCGACUGAUAGACUGGGGUUUGGCAGAAUUCUAUCAUCCAGCUCAGGAGUACAAUGUCCGAGUAGCCUCGCGGUACUUCAAGGGACCAGAGCUCCUUGUGGACUAUCAGAUGUAUGAUUAUAGCUUGGAUAUGUGGAGUUUGGGCUGUAUGUUAGCAAGCAUGAUCUUUCGAAAGGAGCCCUUCUUUCAUGGACAGGAUAACUAUGACCAGCUUGUUCGCAUUGCCAAGGUUCUGGGUACAGAUGAGCUGUAUGGGUAUCUGAAGAAGUAUCACAUAGACCUAGAUCCACACUUCAACGAUAUCCUGGGACAACAUUCACGGAAACGCUGGGAAAACUUUAUCCAUAGUGAGAACAGACACCUCGUCAGCCCUGAGGCCCUAGAUCUUCUGGACAAACUUCUGCGAUAUGACCAUCAACAGAGACUGACCGCCAAAGAGGCCAUGGAGCACCCGUACUUCUACCCCGUGGUGAAGGAGCAGUCCCAGCCUUGUGCAGAUAAUGCUGUACUUUCCAGUGGUCUCACGGCGGCCCGAUGAAGACUGGAAAGCGACGGGUAAUGCAGCAUUGAUGCUUGCCAAUAAAACCAACCAACCAAACACAAACCUUGAAGGAAAACUACAGUGUGAUAAAAAGAAAUUCUAGCCAUUCCUUCUAAACGCAAAGAAGAGUAAAGACCUAAAAGUCUGUCAAAAAGAAAGAAACUCCCCAGUACUAGUCUGCAGGGAGCUGCCGUGCGGCAGCCUGUCGAUGCACAUAGUUGAGGAUCUGAGGAGACGCUCCCUUUGGAAUGCAUGGGAGAUGAGAGACUCGGAGUUGUUGUUCAUUUACUUUACUUAACAGAAGACCACUGUUGAAUUAACCCGUUCAGUCAACAAGCUCUGAAUAUCUGACUUCCUAUCUAUUCCACUGUGGUCUGGGUUUCCUUUGGUGAGAUUCAGGCUCAAGUUCUAGCAAAAUGUCAGCAGUCUGUACUGACACACCAGCCUCAUUUACAAAAAGGAGAAACUAAAACAGUGACAGUAUUUUUUUUUAAGCUCUUUUACAAAUUCAUGUUUUAUGUAUUUUUUUAUGACAUGAGCUCUCUAAGAAAUGUACCUCAUCCCUGCAGUUUUCUUCUAAGUGUUUUCAUUUGUGAGCAAACUGCAGUCACUCUCACAGGAGUCCCCUUGGAUGUCAGGAGGCAGCACUUUAAGCCUUGUGACGCCAGACAUGUCCAUCUGUCUCAUCAGAGUUGGAGACUAAGUGCAUAACUCAGAGCUCAGUGUAACUUUCGUUGAUUUGCCUAACCAUAAAAUCUUGUUGCUCUUUUUUUCAUAUAGCUUUUUUUUUUUUCUUUCUUCAGCCUCUUAAGGAAAACUUCAUUUCCCAGCACAACCCUGUGUGUGCAUCUAUUUAAAUGCAUGUCUUUGAAACAAAGACUGUGUUCACAGCCAUAACUAAAGCUGGAAAGUCAGGCUUCAGGGAGGGAGAAAAAGACAUCGUAUUAGAAUUUAUUCAGGAAAGACUAUUGGGUGAAAAAAAAAAUACUCCUCUCCUACCCUCCCAUCCUGUACCCCUCUCUAUCCCCAUGAAAAACAAUUUCCCACUGUAAUCAGGAUUAUCUGUGUAUUUAAGCUCUGAUAGGUAACAUGCGAAUGUGUUGGCACAGAUAAGUCUUUCUCAUGUGCAGGGACUAGAGUUGUGUGGGCAGGGCCACCCACUACCCCAAGGCUAACAUCCAAGGGGCUUAGAGAGGGAUUGGAGCUCCUGGGGUGACUAUCAGAGCUUGGGGCCCAUUGUGCUAGCCUUGACAUUAGCAAAAGAAGCUGAGUUUUGUCUAAGAUAAAAAGUAGGGCUGAUUUCCCUCUGGGGACUUGUCAUCCACACGGUUUGCACGCAGUCCCCUGACCCCAGCUGCAGAGCCCCCCCCCCAGCUGUGGGGACCUCAACACACCUAGGCUGCAGCUCAAGGUGUCUGCCACCACAUCACACUUUAGAAUUUCUUUAUUAAAUAUUUAAUAAUGCCGUACAUUUUUAUAAGGUUAGAUUGUUUGUUUGAAAACAUCUGUUUAACAUUCCAUGUUCCAAUAAAAUCAUAUUGGUAUUGGUAGCAGGUCCUAUCUCUAAAUGUAGGUUUUAUAUUUGUCAUUUGGUUGAUGGGAACUUAAAAUACAAAUAAAACUCUUACUAUAGGGUUGAGCUUGUAGAGUAAAAUAAGAUCCCAAAGCCAGGAAAUGCAUUCAGUUAGGUUCUCAUACCAGUGCUACCUGCCUGCAUCGUACAUUCUGUAUGUUAAUAUGUACAUUUGUUCUACCUGAAAAUCAAAAGACACAACAGGAGCUCUUGGCCAAACCUGUAUUGAUAAAGCAGGCAGCAAAACUCAGUGUUUUGGAUUAUCAGAAGCCUUCUUAAUGUGCCCUUCCAGGCAACACUGAACUGUUGGUUAUUAUUUAUCAGGGAGAUGUGCCACUGUGUGUCUUUCCUGCCCCACCCAUCUCCUCCUCCGUCACCCGUUCCCUCCUCUCACCUUCUUUUUUAAAGUCACCUAUCUGGACCAGGCAGGAGGAGCCUAAUGGAUGGUCCUGGUGAAGCAGUAAUCCUGUUUCUUUCUCUUGGGUCCCCCAGAGGCAAUAAAAGCAUCUGGAGGAGAAGAGUCAGGUGACUAACCUCUGCCUCUCUCCUCCAGUUAUAUGAUCUAGUGGAUGCAAACACAGCUAACCUCCCUGUCCUUGGGUUCUCUGGCUGAAGCUUGGCAAAGGAGUAAUUCUUCCUUUUUAUGCAUACAGUUUACCUUUCCGCCACCUGUAUACUUUUUACCUCUCUUCAUGCCUUAGACAUACGGCAUAACUAAGUUUAAAAUGCCCACUCCUUUCUGAGUCUGGUCUUGACAUCCAGCUUCUGGCUGACUGACUAUGGAUGGUUCUUUCCCAGACUGAGCUGAGUCGUCUAGACCGUUCCUCUUUUACCAUCUCCAGAACCAUUCUGUGUCCACAUGGACCUCGCUCUCCUGAGGUUUUAGAGUAUUUACCUGGGUUAGGAGGCGGUCUUGGAGGGUUCCAAUAGAAGGAUAAGCGCGUGCAUGCAUGUGCGUGCGUGAGUCUGGUCUUAAGUGUACGUAGACAAAGCUAUGGUAGAUUUACCCGCUCAGUAUCCUUUUUGGUUAGCGUGUUUCUAAAAUUCAUCUCAGUGAUUUUCGUUAGACAUUUCGUUUGCUUCAUUACCUUGUAACAGGUUAAAAGUGCCUAUGAUAAGGACUUAUUUCCUAAAGAAAAGCAAAAAAAGGUGGGGAACAGGGUAGUGUUACACUGUCAUCUCAGGUACUGCCUGUGUUCAGGAACAUAGACCUGGUGUGGUGAGAACAAAAGGUUCCUGUGCCAAAUACAGAUCCACGUAUCAUUGGUCAUUGGCCACAAAUGAGCAUAACAGUAAGGGUUUGCCCCAGCUGAGCAGUCCCACGGCGAGAGCAGAACUGAUGAAGUGCUAAUGUUUUCAUCAGGUUUGCCUGCAGUUCACUCUCCCGGGGAUCUGUCUGCUGGCCUGCCCCAUCCCGUCCCAUCCCUGCAGUAGGUGACCAGGUGGGAGAGGCCAGUGAGUGUAUCACGCAGCCCAAGCAUCCCCAGGUCUGACCCGUUAGAGGAGCACGGUGCCAGUUCUGUGAGGCACGUGAACCUCCGUCUGCUGGGUCUCCUAACAGAUGUUGUCCAGCACGUCAGUACUUAUGAGGCUCAAGGCAUGUGUAUUCCCUUGCAGAGCAGGAAGGUACCCUCAAACUGAUGAGAGGAGGCCGAAGAGCUUGUAAUCCCUGGGAGCCGGGAGAGAAGAUGGGAGAGGGGGCUGUUAAAAUAAAGAGAACCAGUAAAAACAGUUGAAAGGUCCAUCUUGAGGAGGGAACAUGACUUCUUGAGGGGAGAAAGCAAGGAGCGGGGAGGCACAAAGUUCAAGUUCUGGAACAUGUCCUGAGGUGGGCACUGCCCCUGGGAUUGGUUCCGGAGGGACUGCAUGGUGCUGCUCUCAAGGCAGAUGCUGAGUCCCAGAGAGAGCCCGCAGCCGUGGGUCUCACUCAGUCUGCGCCUACUCAGGGAAAUGACUUCGCUUCUCCCAGGUGCUGCUUUGAUGAGGAUGGAAGCAAAAUUAUUUUGGGACACAAACAAUUGGAAAAGUUUUUGUAUAUGCAUUGAAAUGUAUCUGAGAGAGCCCUGGUGACAGUUUUCUUUAAUGCCAGUUCAGAUUAGUGAUUCAUUUAGGAACCUGUGUUAUUGCACAAGCACUCACAGGAAAAAAAGCAAACUUCCCUCCUACAAAUUAAUAGGAGUGGAUGGUAAGUGAUCAGUCAAGGCCAUUGAGGUAUAAACCCCAAAGCAAAAGCAGGGUCCACAUGAGCACACAAGAAGCCAAAGUUUGUCCGUGAGCUUAAUAUAGCUGAGUAAUAUCUUGCCUUUAAAAACUAACCCCAGGGUGGGGAUGAGGGGAUGGUAGAUGGCGAGGAAACAUCUGGCUGAGAAAACCAGUAAUAACGUAUGCUUUGGAGCUGUAUGGAUGUGUCAGUGAAAAUGACCCCAACCAGGUAUUGUAGAGGCUGGGGAAGGUGAUGUGAUGGAAUUAUACAGGUGAUGCAUACUUUUGUGUGGAGACUCAACAAUGUGCUACAAAUGUGAUACUUAAUCCUGAACUGCAUGUAAUGGGGAUUGUUUAAAAAAAAAAUUUCAAUGAAUCAAUAAAUUAACAGUUUUUCACUUGCUGGCUUUUCUUGCUGUAAAUCGUAACUAAGAGUUUGGGUCAGAAAUCUUGACAACCAGUGGAAAGCUUGGAUAAAUCUUCAAGAACCAUGGAGCCGACUGUUUCCUUCUGUUUGCAGAAAAGCAACACUGCCUGGGUCGUGAUCCUUUACUUAUGACUGCUUCAGACACAGUUGGCCACCUCUUUGUAUCACUGGAUGACCUAUGUAUGAUUUAUGUGCUGCUGCCCUUAGAGGAAAGAAAGAUGCCAUGUUUAAUCCUGUUUUCAUAAAUAAAAAUGUUGAUAAUCACCAGCCUUCCCAAGUGGGAGAUGAGCCACUGCCAA